This is a messenger RNA of Hemibagrus wyckioides, 512 nucleotides long. RefSeq names its product small nuclear ribonucleoprotein polypeptide G (gene snrpg). The coding region runs from base 110 to 340 and encodes 76 amino acids. Gene Ontology annotation, molecular function: RNA binding. The record is from RefSeq and is a predicted model, not a curated record. Gene Ontology annotation, cellular component: catalytic step 2 spliceosome; U2 snRNP; U2-type prespliceosome. Gene Ontology annotation, biological process: spliceosomal snRNP assembly; mRNA splicing, via spliceosome. The transcript is spliced from 4 exons. Lineage: Eukaryota; Metazoa; Chordata; Actinopteri; Siluriformes; Bagridae.
CUUCCGGUUUGACGCGCGUGCUUCCCUUUUGUUUUCUUUUGAGAAACGCGUUUCUUACGAAAUUUUUCUGUCUUCGUUUGAGGAGGAAAUAAAUAAAUAAAGCACAAACAUGAGCAAAGCACAUCCACCAGAGUUAAAGAAGUUUAUGGAUAAGAAGCUGUCGCUGAAGCUGAAUGGCGGUCGUCAUGUCCAAGGCAUCCUGCGUGGAUUUGAUCCAUUUAUGAAUCUGGUGGUGGAUGACUGCAUUGAAAUGUCCACUGGUGGACAGCAGAACCCUAUCGGCAUGGUGGUCAUCAGAGGAAACAGUAUUAUCAUGCUGGAGGCUCUCGAGAGAGUAUGAUAAUGACCUUUUCCUUCGUUUUUACCCCCCUUUUUGUUUGAAAGCUUGUUUUGUGAAUAAAGAACCAGGUGCAACUCUGUAAUGUAUGAAUGAACUACUUUUUUCAUUAUGUUUUGAAAGGUGUAUGAUUUUGAAAUCAAUAAAUGGUGGAUAAACUCUGUCACUUAUUUUA